AUGCAGGACGAUACACGCAUUGAUUUAUUAUGCUUGUUGAAUCCAUCUUCAGAUCAACCGCCUUCUGAGGAUAGUAUUGCCAAUUUAUUGUCUACAAGGUCUAAGCGCAAUCAGCCUUAUACUCGUUCAGGCUACUCAAAUUUGAUUGUUGUAAAUCCCUACCAAUCUCUAGAAAUCCUCAAUGAUGCUACAUUAAAGUCUUAUGCUGACAAUGGAUACAGAAACCUUGUAGAAAAUAAGCCCUUUAUGCAGCCACAUGUAUAUGAUUUGGCUACAAGAGCUUACUUUCAUAUGCGUAGAACAGGUGAAGAUCAAAGUAUUAUUUUAAGUGGUAUCACCGGUUCUGGGAAAAGUACUACUCGAUCUCAUCUUUUAAACCAACUUUUAUCACUUUCAACACAUUCUAAAAAAGAGACUAAGCUUCAACAACAGAUCAAAAAUUCGCUUGUGAUUCUAGAAGCUUUUGGUAAUGCAAAGACUACGCAAAACACUUCUGCUUCAAAGUACGGUAUCUUUCAAGAAUUACAAUUUUCAGAAAGAGGUCGAAUUCUCGGUGCAAAGACACUCACCUACGCUUUUGAUAAAUCAAGAGUCACAUCAGCCCCUAAAGACGAACGUACUUUUAAUGUGUUUUAUUCUUUAUUGGCUGGAACAAGUCCUGAAGAACAAACUGCACUUCAUAUUAAUUUCCCUCCUGAAUCAUUCAACUACCUCUCUGUCUCUAAGACAAUCAAAGUACCAGAAAUUAAUGAUGAUAUUGCCUUUGCUGAUCUUAAGAGCUCGCUCAAGACAUGCGGCUUUAAAGCAAAGACAGUGACUCAAAUCUUUCAAUUGUUGGCAACCAUUCUGCAUAUUGGUAACAUCCAAUUUCAAGAAGAUCACGAUGCUGGAAACUUGGCUCAAGAGGCUUGCUGUGUCCGUAACCGUGAUGUGCUAGAGGUGGUUGCUGUCAUGUUGGGUGUGUCACCAAACAAGCUUGAACAGUCGCUUACUUACAAAUUAAGGUUGAUUCGCAAGGAGCUUUGUACCAUGUUUUUGAAUACGCAAGGUGCUACUGAACAAAGAGACGCUCUUGCUCGAGCCCUUUAUCAUGUCUUGUUUGUCUGGAUUGUCGAAUCUAUUAAUACCAAGAUCUGCUACAAUGAUGGUGAACCUGCUAAUUUUAUUGGCAUCUUGGAUCAAUUCGGUUUCCAGAACUUCAAAUCCAAUGGUUUUGAGGAGUUUUGUGCCAACUUUGCCAAUGAGCGUGUCCAGCAAUUUAUCAUUGAUCAACAAUUCAAUGAAUCAGAUAUGAACCUUGCCAUGAUACGUGAUGGUAUCGUACUCCCCAAUUUUACUAUGACAGACAAUACAAGUUGCCUUGAACUCUUGGUUGGUAAAGAACAAGACCACACGCGUGAAAAGAACGUAAUCAAAUCGGCUGCCCUUGGUUUAGGUGGCAUUGUGAGUAUGAUGGAUCGUGAUUGCGCCCGCUAUCAAGCAGGUGCCACUGAUGCUACCAAUGCAAACUUUCUUGUGAAUGUGCAACGUGCGUAUGGUUCACAUCCUUCAUUUGCUAAAUCAGGACAUGCCUAUGCAUUUGGCAUCAAUCAUUUUUCGGGUUCCGUACAUUACACAGUGGAAUCAUUUUUGGAAAAGAAUUUGGACGAUCUCUCUCCUGAUUUUGUGAGCCUUCUUCGUGACAAUAGUACGAAUUCUUUUGUCUCCGCUCUCUUUGAAGGUACUGCCAUGGCCACAGAAUCACAUCCUAAAGACGAUCGUACCAUUGUCAAGGCACAACUGUCUAGUAAGCCCACGCGUGCACCAUCUAUGAAGAGAACCAACAAACGCCGCAAUAACAACGAUGCUACUGCUGGUGAAGCUGAGGUUGAAACUGAAGAGGCAAAAAAGCAAAAGGGCUUAAAAGAAGCAGAAGAUGUUUACCAAAGCAUGCAAGUCACUACUGUCAUGGAUCAGCUUUAUAUGACAUUACACGAUCUUUUUUAUACCAUGGCAGAUACUCGCCUUUACAAUAUUAUUCAUAUUAGACCUAAUGAUACCCAAUCACCCGAUUCGUUUGAUGCAAAGCGAGUCAAGGCACAAUUGCGUGCUUUCUUGGUACCUGAAUUAACCACAAGGGCCUCUGUUAGUUAUGCUAAUUACUAUACAUUUGCUGAAUUCGUUGUUCGCUACGCAAAUCUGGUGCGCUCCUUGAAUAUCGACCCCUCCAGAUCUGAACGUGAGCAAGUGCAAGAUGUGCGUGCUAUUAUGAAUUGGUCUGAAUCACAAGCAUUCAUUGGCCGUGAAAUGAUCUGGAUUGGCUAUGAUAACUGGAAAGAACUUGAAGAUGGUUUACGUUUAGCUGAAAAAGAAGAACGUGCUAAAGGGGCAGAUAGCAAGCAGGAGGUGCCUAUUCCUAGUCAUUUUACUGGUGCUGAAUAUUAUCAAGAUGGACAAGGCCGCAUGACGAAUAAUGGAUAUAUGGAUCAUUUUGGUCCACCUAGAGCUUUUGAAGACUCUGCAAGUUAUGUGGACAGUGACGAUGGUAUCAAACGAGACAUGGAAGGCAGUCAAUGGGGUGAAGAAUCAGAAUGGGGCAUGAAAGGGCUUUCAGAAGGAUUUGGUCCAAAUAUGGACAUGAGCAAAAUGGUAGAAGACUAUCAUACCCCUCAACAUGAAUCAGUAGAAGAAGUGCCGAUCACAGCUGUCCGUAUUUGGUGGGUACGGUUUGUUUGGCUCAUGACUUGGUGGAUCCCUUCUCCCUUUUUACGCUGGUUUGGCAAGAUGAAGCGUGAAGAUAUUCAAAUGGCAUGGCGUGAAAAAGUAACCCUCUGUAUUAUUAUUCUUUUCUUUUCUGCUGUUACUAUCUUUGUGAUCGUGGGGCUUGGUGAAGUGAUUUGUCCUGGUACUCGUGAGAUGUACUCUCCUGCAAAUGUAGGUGCCCACAGUACGCCUGAUGAUAUGUACGUCAGUGUGCGUGGUCUAGUCUAUGAUAUCACCAAUUUUGCAAAAAAUUCGCAUGGUACACCAGGAUUUACGGCUACGACUGAUUCCAUGAACCAACUUGCUGGACAGGACGUAAGCUAUAUCGUUCCUCCUCCUCUGACUGUUGCUUGUUCUGGCUUAGUCACUUCGCCUACUACCAAAAUUAUUGCCAACAUCACCACAUCUGUCAGUAUUUUUAGCCAUUAUUCGGGCGAUCAAGUCUUGGUUCCUAAUUCUGCUAAACUACAAGACCCAUAUUGGUAUUGGAAUUACUUCUUGCCUAGCAUGAGUAUCCAUAAGAAAGGAAAGCUGGUGAUCUCUGUUAAGCAAUUAGCUGAUGACUUUAAGGGUUGGUCAAGACGUGCACUCGCUAUCCAUGGUAAAGUCUAUGAUAUUCAAGAUUAUAUGACAACAGCUGCUCUUUACGAGGCAGGAACCGCACCUGAUAAAAGAGGUCCCUAUCACUUCUUGAGCGAGCAAGUGGAAGAGAUUUUCAAAAGCUUCAGUGGUACAGAUGCUAGCGAAAGAUGGGACUAUUAUACUGGUUCAAUGUCGCCUGAACUUAAGGAAGCCAAUCAAGCAUGUUUGGAUAACUUUUUCUAUAUCGGUGAUGUCGAUGAGCGUGAAUCUGUUAAAUGUAUGUUUACGAAUUACAUGCUUCUUGCUUGUGCUAUCUUUAUGUGUGCUGUGAUUGCUGUCAAGUUUUUAGCUGCCCUUCAGUUUGGUGGUGCUCCUACACCUGAAGAUCAUGACAAGUUUGUUAUUUGUCAAGUUCCUUGCUAUACCGAAGAUGAGGAGUCCUUGAAGAAAACAAUUGACUCCCUUACUGUGAUGAACUACGACGAUAAGCGCAAGUUGCUUUACAUUAUUGCUGAUGGUAUGAUCAUGGGUAGUGGCAAUGACCGACCAACUCCUCGUAUUGUACUUGAUGUGCUUGGUUAUGACACAAAGAAUGAUCCUGAACCUCUCAUGUUCAAGUCGAUUGGUGAAGGCUCCAAACAACUCAAUUAUGGUAAAGUCUAUUCUGGUCUUUACGAAUGCGAAGGUCAUGUUGUGCCUUAUGUCGUAGUUGUAAAAGUCGGUAAAGCUUCUGAGCGCGCUAAACCAGGCAACCGGGGUAAACGUGAUUCUCAAAUGAUCUGUAUGAAUUUCUUGAACAAGGUCCACUUUGACUCUGAAAUGACACCUUUGGAACUUGAAAUGUACCAUCAAAUUAAGAACGUGAUUGGUGUAAAUCCCAGCUUCUAUGAGUACAUUCUCAUGGUAGAUUCUGAUACUGAAGUCUUGCCUGAUGCUCUAAACCAUAUGAUUUCUCGCAUGCUUCAUGAUGGUCGUAUUAUUGGUAUUUGUGGUGAAACUAAAUUAGUAAAUGAAGAUCGUUCCUGGACAACUAUGAUUCAAGUCUAUGAAUACUAUAUUUCGCAUCAUUUGGCUAAGGCUUUUGAAUCGUUAUUUGGUUCAGUUACCUGUUUGCCAGGCUGUUUCUGUAUGUACCGUAUUCGUACGCCUGUCAAGAAUGAGCCUUUGAUUAUCUCUCCUAAAGUAAUUCAUGACUACUCAGAUAACCAUGUCGAUACACUCCACAAGAAAAACUUAUUGCAUCUUGGUGAAGAUCGUUACUUAACCACUUUAAUGAUGAAGCAUUUCCCUCAAUACAAAAUGAAGUUUACACCUCACGCACAGUGUAAGACAGUAGCUCCUGAUCGAUGGCAGAUUCUGUUGUCUCAGCGUCGUCGUUGGAUUAACUCUACCAUUCACAACUUAUUUGAAGUCGUCUUGUUGCCUGAUCUUUGUGGUUUCUGUUGUUUCUCCAUGCGAUUUGUGGUACUGAUUGAUUUGAUUGGUACAUUAACUUUGCCUGUCUCUGUUAUUUACUUGGUUUAUCUUAUCUAUGUCAUUGCUUCGCAUACAGGUCCUAUUCCUGUGCUGGCCCUUGCCAUGUUGGCUGGUAUUUAUGGUCUUCAAGCUAUUUUGUUUAUCCUGAAGCGUCAAUGGCAACACAUUGGCUGGAUGAUCUUUUAUAUCUUGGCUAUUCCUGUCUUUUCCUUCUUCUUGCCUAUUUAUUCUUUCUGGCAUUUUGACGAUUUCUCCUGGGGUAAUACCCGUGUGGUUGUGGGUGACAAGAAGCAAAAGAAGAUCAUUGUAGCGGACGACGAAAAAUUUGAUGAAAAAAUGAUUCCCUUAAAGAAAUGGAGCGUCUAUGAACAAGAACUUUGGGAGAUGGGAUCAACUGGCAGUAAAGAAACAGGGGUAACAGGCCACAGCUACAGAAGUUAUCGUUCGCAUGGUUCUCGUGCAAAUCAAAUGAAUGCUCAUGACAAUCGCUCUCAUUAUGGUGGAAGUCAAGCAGGCGAUUAUGAUUAUUAUCGUGACACCAAUGUCUCUACCAGUUUUGAAAGAAAAAAUAGAUCUCAUAGUCCAGGUUUUGCUGGCUCUAUUAUCAGCCCUGGAUCAGAAUACGGAGGCAUGGGCACACAAGACUUUAUGGCUACGCCUCCUUUACCGCGUGUCUCUCAAGCCAUGUCUGUCCAUAGUUUUGGGCCAGAUUAUGCAGCCAGUAGUCAUAUCAUGCCUAUGAUGGCCAACAGUAGUUUUAUGCUGCAUCCACAAGAGAAAAGCAUGAUGACUAGCAACCAGUCUAUGAUAGGACAGCCUGUGAUGGGAGCACUUCAAAGUGAGUAUGAAAUGCCUAUGCGACCCAUGAGCCAAUUCUCUGUUCCCAUGUCACAAGGAGGCGUACAAACCAUGACACCACCAGGAUUCCCUACAGAUGAGGAGAUCUUAUCUGAAAUAAGAAACAUUCUUCAAACUGCUAAUUUAAUGAGCAUUACAAAGAAACAAGUUCGAGAGCAGUUGAGCGCAUUUUUUGGAUUCGACAUGUCUCCCAAAAAAGAGUAUAUUAAUACUAGCAUUGAAUAUGUAUUACAAGGUCGCCUUUAA
Molecule: messenger RNA, 5904 nt
Organism: Gilbertella persicaria
Lineage: Eukaryota; Fungi; Mucoromycota; Mucoromycetes; Mucorales; Choanephoraceae
Product: chitin synthase
Exons: 4
Coding region: 1-5904 (1967 amino acids)
Cellular component (GO): myosin complex; cell periphery; cell septum
Molecular function (GO): cytoskeletal motor activity; ATP binding; chitin synthase activity
Source: RefSeq, a predicted model, not a curated record